CUUCUUUUGAAGUGCAUCUCGGAUGACUCAUCUCUGUCGGAUAUUGAAUUUCUUGAUUUCUUGACUCUUGACUCGCUUUAAAUUGUUUUUAUUUUUCUUCCGUGAUAAUCGUUAAUGAUUAAUAUCCAUUCUAUGCAGCCAAUGCCUUGAUAAGUUUGAGGUUGGCUGGCUGCAGUGAUGUCCAGAGCCACAAAAUCUGCCUCGAGGUCUCGGAGCCGCUCAAAGUCCAGGAGCCGCUCAAGGUCCCGGUCAAGAUCCCGCUCCACCUCCCACUCAAGAAGCUGCUCCAGAUCUCGGUCCAGGAAGCGCCAUCACCGCUCCAGGUCUCGGUCUCGGUCGUGGUCAAGGUCUCAUUCUCCAGCUCAUAACCGGGAGAAGAAAUAUACGAGGGGAUACCACAAUGGUCGUGAGUUCCGGGGAUACCACCGCGGCUUCCGGAGGCCGUACAACUUCAGGGGCCGGGGGCGUGGCUUCUUCCCACGUGGACGCUAUCAGCGCGGUGGCUAUAACAAUAACAACAACAACUUCCGACCCAACUGGAAGAAUUACAAGCAGUACCCUCAAAAACAACAACAACAACAACAACAACAACAACAACAACAACAGCAGCAUCAGCAGCAGAACUAUUCACAAGGACGCUCUCAAAACCUCCAGCAACGCUCGGGAAGCCCCUCUCGUGAUCACUCUCAUCACUCUGAUCGAUCCUCCUCGCCAUUAUCCAGACACUCGCAGCAUUCUUCCGCUUCCUCACACUCCUCCUCUUCCAAAUGGAGGCCAUCCUUGCUGCAGACUAACCAGAACUCCAAAGAUGUGAAAGAGCAGCUUUCUGCCUCCGGGGAGGUUGAAAAGGAAGGAGGGGGAGAUGUGAAGCCAGCGGAGCUCAUCGGGGUGUUAGCAGGAGAUGCCAAGGAAGGCUCAUGCAGUGGGAAAGCUAAGGGGAACUGGCAGAGCCUGACGGACUGCAGCAGCAGUCCAAAGAGAACGAGUCCUCUGGCAAGUUCUGCUGUUAUUGUUGGUCAGAGCAGCCAAACUACUAACCAGUCUUGUCCUUCCCCCAAAAUCAAAAAUGAUUGCGGCAACGGCGCCCCCUCUUGGAAGUCGGUGUGUAGUAGUUCAUCCUCUACCAAAAUAACCCCACAUGAAGGUCUGAAUCCAAUGCUUUCAAGCUUUGACUUCUUCUCCAACGAGGAAUACCUGGAUGGAGAUAAAACAGCAAUAUCCUUUGCCUUCAGACAGUUUUUGGAGGAGCAAAAAAAAAAAACUAAAGCUUUGGAAAAUGGCAAGAACACAGAAGCAACUGAUGUGGAUAUGGAUCAAGGCAAAAUGAAGGGCAAAGCCUCCGCGAAUCUCUCUGACUCAGUGUCAAGAAAGUACAGAGAGGACAUUGAUGGUGAAGUGUCUCUGAAAAGCUUUUUGAAAGCUUCUCCUUUUCUGUCUGCUGACGGGGAGGAAGAGGAGGAGACGAUUAUCAAGCCCAAUUCAAAGUCCAUUCACAAAGACUGGCACAAUGGUGACGAGUCCUCUAAGACAAAGAUCAAGGUCACUCACUCAGCCCGGGAACUGUUUAAUGAAUGCUUUGGCAAAUGGCAGAAUGUGGCCUACUCACAAGAAGCCAACAGUGACCUUGACGCCAUGGAGGACAUAUAUCUCACUCGAAAGCAGGAGAAAGCGGCGGCCAUUGCUGCUGCGCUCGCCAAGAGGGAGUUGGCGGAAAAAUGUGAGGGACUGUCCCCAGACAUGGGUGGUAAAGCCAGAAAGAUGGCAAAAUCUCCCUCCAUCUCAUAUCCUACACCACCACCACCAAGGAGGAGCUCUGACAAAGAGCUCAGGGGAGAGGACUCACAUUUCAUGUCCUCAAGAAAACAAGAAACUAAACUGAGAAUGGAUUUCUUUGGAGAAAGCCUGAUGAGGUCUUCUGAUAUUUUAGCUGAGGAGCGACAGUUGUCUCAAGAUCUUGUGCAGGCCUCAAAAAAGGAUCAGGAGUUUCGCUCUAUCUUUCAACAUGUUCCAGCUGCUCCGUCACAGAGGUGUCCCUCCGAGCUGUUUGCUCAACACAUUGUCACCAUCGUUCACCACAUAAAAGCUCAGCACUUUCCGUCCUCUGGAAUGACACUUAACGAGCGAUUCACCGUGUACCAAAGACGAGCUGCAGAGAAGGAAAUGAUGAAGCCAAGAAAAAGCCCAGAGAUACACAGGAGAAUCGAUGUUUCACCAAGAGCUUUUAAGAAACACUCUCAACUUUUUGAGGCGAUGAAAAGCUCAGAGGAUGGCACUUACAAGGAUGCCGGGGAAAAAAUGACGGGUGACCCGAUGGACCUUCGCUUGGAUAUUGAGCGCCGUAAAAAAUAUUCCAUCCAUGACAGAGAUUAUAAGCAGGAUCAUGGAGAAGAUGUUGGAGAUACCCCAGAUUCUAGUAGAGAGAGAUCUGUAGAAAAGUUAUCCAAAUCCAGCGAGAGAUCAAAGAAAAGUCAGAAGAAGCGCUCUCGCUCAACUUCGUCCUCAUCUUCCUCGUCCUCUAAGUCCCAAAAAGAAGAUCUGCCCCAUGGCAAGUCUGAUCCCCAAGAUAAAGGCUUUGAAAAGGUCCAACUGGGUCAAACAGAGUCACCAGAACCAGUUGAAAGAGGAAGGCCACGUGGAGGAUUUCAAGUACAUAUUCGUGGAAGGAGCUGGAACAGAGGCAAUUAUCCAGGAAACUGUUCACAUAGUAACACGAUGGCAAACAUGGAUGUACAGCUAAAAAAUGAAGACUGGGAGCCAGAGUUCACUCCCAAGAGCAGGAAAUACUACUUGCACGACGACAGAGAACGGGAGGCAGAGUGCAAGAUGGUGGACAACCGAGGGCGAGGACGGGGAAGCUUCACUCGUGGAAGGGCGCGUUUCAUCAUCCGCAAAGCCACUGGGGGCCCCAACACCAAUAGCCCCAAAUGGGCCAAUGACAAGUUCCAGAUCAACGGGGAGCAAGGUGACGCGCAGGAGGAGACAGAACAGGACCAUAAAGAAGCAGACAUCGACGGACAGAAUACUUGAGCAGUGAAGCAGCGUGCUGAAAAUCUUAAUUUUCUCUGUGUUGUUAUCGGAUCUGACUCAGUUAUUUUAUCCACCACAAUGGAUUCAUAAAUGCAGAUAAAAGACUCUUUUAUGCCUUAAUUUCAGUGUAGGAAACUCACUCUGACCUGACAAAACUAUUUUCUACAUCAGGAUAGAAUUCAUAUCUAGUAGAAGCACUGUUUCAGGGUGAAUUGCUGUUUCUCAUAAGAGAAGUUUGAUUUAUGUUUAAAUGAUUUAUUGCUUUAAUUGGUUAGGGGGAAUUUCCUCUUAUCUCACAGGAAUAAUAAAAAUAAAAAAACUAUUAAAUAUGACAUUUAUGACAAGUAGCAAGAGAAAAAAACAUCCUAGAUCAAAAGGAGGUUGUGCCUCAUAUUUAUGCAAAUGAAGAAAUGUUUUGUGAGUGGGCUACAAGAUAAAUAGUUUUAGAAAAGCACGCUUCUUGUUUCGAGCUGUGUCUUGUCUGAGAUAGAAUGACAGCAAGAAGUACACUGUAGUUCAUGUUGACAUAAAAACAUCGCUGUUUAGCCAAUGCAGCACUCUACAAAAGACCCUGAUCUGACAUGGGACCAAACUGUAUGGGGUCAAAGGUUACGCUCUACUGUCUUUCAUUGUACUACAGCCAACAGAUCUACAAUACUAGCUGGCACCAUACACGACUGUUACCAUGAGGAUAAAUGUACAUUUAAUAUGUUGCUCAUUAAACAUUUGGCAGUCAAACUAUUUCUAUACAUUACAGUAGCUCUUUGCUUAAUCUUGGACACCACUAAUCAAUGUAUAAUAUUGAUAGUGAUUAUAUUUUUUCUCAAAAAAGACAUUCAUAGUUUUUGUACCUGGCUAGACAGGAUUUUGUCUGCAAAGGCAUUGCCAUAGAUUUUGAUGUGUUUUUUUAUUCGCUGUUUUGCAAACAUUUGUCCAGCCAAUAUUGAUUAUAUCAGUUAUGUAAAUUGUGUUCUACAGUGUUCAUUUUGUGAUAGAACAAGGCUCAACAGUUGUAUUUGUUUAUACAACACGAGGCAAUUUAUAGAGCAAAAGUUACAGUUAUGUCUAACCUAGAAUAAGAAUGUUUUUCAGUGCAUAUCUCCAAUAAAUGUAUAUCUAGGAUUAGGCUCAUCUCUGUUUGGCUAACUGCCCAUACAACUGAAACACAUGUUCUUGUGCCUUGCUGCGGGUCUGCCGGUCUUAUUUGUACUGCAGGCCUACUAAUUCAGAUGUCACAUUUAAAGCAUGUAAACUGCUUAAAUUAAUAUUGAUUUUCUAAAUAGGUGUUACUGUUCUUUUUCUUAGAGAAUGUAAAUUAAAAGAGACACUGAUUACUUUAA
This is a messenger RNA of Anoplopoma fimbria (sablefish), 4367 nucleotides long. RefSeq names its product thyroid hormone receptor associated protein 3a (gene thrap3a). Bases 178 to 3027 code for a protein of 949 amino acids. Gene Ontology annotation, cellular component: mediator complex; exon-exon junction complex. The transcript has 11 exons. The record is from RefSeq and is a predicted model, not a curated record. Gene Ontology annotation, molecular function: mRNA binding; DNA binding; transcription coregulator activity. Gene Ontology annotation, biological process: mRNA processing; positive regulation of transcription by RNA polymerase II. Lineage: Eukaryota; Metazoa; Chordata; Actinopteri; Perciformes; Anoplopomatidae.